This is a messenger RNA of Brassica napus (rape), 3757 nucleotides long. RefSeq names its product structural maintenance of chromosomes protein 6A-like. Gene Ontology annotation, molecular function: damaged DNA binding; single-stranded DNA binding; protein binding. NCBI's taxonomy places the organism in Eukaryota, Viridiplantae, Streptophyta, Magnoliopsida, Brassicales, Brassicaceae. The transcript has 26 exons. Gene Ontology annotation, biological process: chromosome organization; double-strand break repair via homologous recombination. Gene Ontology annotation, cellular component: site of double-strand break; chromosome; nucleus. Bases 329 to 3598 code for a protein of 1089 amino acids. The record is from RefSeq and is a predicted model, not a curated record.
CAAUAUACUAAAAUGUUUCAGCUAGAAUCAAGUUACCGCCUAGAUUAAUUUCUAGAACUAUAAUUUGCUUAGCGGAUCAAAAUCGAAAUAAGACAGAAAAUAAAAUCAAUGCGCGAACCAGUUUCCGGUUCGCUUGGACCGGGGAAUCGAAUCCCCAAUUUUAAUGAAGUUUCCAAAAUCCCAAGAAAUCAGGUGGCUGACGUGUCAUCUGAGAUAAACGUACACGUGUCUCCUCUUUUUUUUCUCCCGCCAAUACAUACAUUCACCUCAUGAACUCUCUCCCACUCCUCGCACGAAACGAAACCCUAGAGAGAGCGUCUUUAACAAUAUGGAUAAGUCUAACCAUGGCGAUCGAGGGAACAGUCAGCGUUCCAGCUCAGGCGCGAUUCUCAAGAUUCGCCUCGAGAAUUUCAUGUGCCACAGUAACCUCGAGAUCGAGUUCGGCGAGUGGGUCAAUUUCAUCACCGGUCAAAACGGAAGCGGUAAGAGUGCGAUAUUGACUGCUCUAUGUGUCGCAUUUGGAUGUCGUGCCAAGGGGACUCAGCGCGCUUCGACGCUCAAAGAUUUCAUCAAAACUGGUUGUAGCGAUGCACUUGUUCAUGUUGAAAUGAAUAACGGAGGAGAUGAUGCUUUUAAGCCAAAUGUAUAUGGUGAUACUCUCGUUAUCGAGCGCAGGAUCUCUCAUUCCACUAGUUCUACCGUGCUAAAGGAUUCUCAAGGGAGAAAAAUAUCAAACAGAAAGGAGGAGCUACGUGAACUAGUUGAACAUUACAAUAUUGAUGUUGAGAAUCCAUGUGUGAUAAUGAGUCAAGACAAGAGCAGAGAGUUUCUACAUUCUGGAAAUGACAAAGACAAAUUCAAGUUCUUUUAUAAAGCAACCCUUCUUCAGCAAGUCGAUGAUCUUCUUCUUGGUGUUGACACGAAGUUGAAAGCUGCAAGCGCUCUUAUGGAUGAGUUGGAGGAGACGAUAAAGCCAGUAGAGAAAGAGAUCACUGAGUUGCGUGGGAAGAUAAAGACCAUGGAAAAAUUUGAAGAAAUAUAUCAACAGUUGCAGCUUUUGAAAAAGAAACUAGCUUGGUCUUGGGUCUAUGAUGUGGAUAGGGAGCUCAAGGAACAGAGUGAGAAGCUUGUGAAACUCAGAGAGCGAGUGCCUACCUGUCAAGAUAAAAUCGAUCAGAAACUAGGUGAGGUGGAGUCUUUAAGGGAGAAGUUGACCAGUAAGAAAGCUCAAGUUACAUGCCUGAUGGAUGAAUCAACUGCAGUGAAAAGAGAGAUAGAGUGUUUGCGGCAAUCAGUCAAGACGGCUACAAGAGAGAAGGUUGCUCUAGAAGAAGACCAUCGUCAUAAGUGCAAUAACAUCCAGAAGAUUAAAGAUCGUGCUGUGAGGCUUGAACGGCAGAUUAAAGAUAUCGAUGAGAUGACUAUAAGAAGCACACAGGCUGAACAAUCUGAAAUCGAAGAAAACCUGAGUCAGUUGAAGCUAGAGGUUGAGAAGGCUAAAGCAUUGCUUUUCAGUUUGAAAGAAGAAGAGAAGAUGGUAACUGAAAAAGCGUCAGUCAUAGGGAAGGAGAUAGCACUCAUAGAGGAUAAGAUUAGAGACCGUGAAAAGAAGCAAAGGAGCAUAAACACACACAUCAAUGAUCUCAAGAAACAUCAAACAAAUAAGGUUACUGCAUUUGGAGGGGACAGAGUCAUUACCCUUUUGAGGGCGAUUGAGAGACAUCAUCGCAAAUUUAAAAUGCCACCUAUUGGCCCUGUUGGUGCUCAUGUGACAUUGGUCAAUGGUAAUAAAUGGGCUUCUGCUGUUGAACAAGCUCUUGGAAAUCUCCUGAACGCGUUUAUUGUGACCAAUCACCAAGAUUUAAUAACUUUGCGAAGCUGUGGAAAGGAAGCUAAUUAUAACAAUCUGAAGAUCAUCAUCUAUGACUUCUCAAGACCAAGGUUAGUUAUACCAAGGCACAUGGUUCCUCAAACGGAACACCCAACUAUUCUCUCUGUCUUAAACUCUGAGAAUCAUACUGUUCUUAACGUCUUAGUGGAUGUGAUGGGUGUGGAGAGGCAAGUGCUUGCAGAGAGUUAUGAGGUUGGCAAGACAGUUGCCUUUGAGAGAAGGCUUGCACAUCUCAAAGAGGUUUUCACUAUAGAUGGAUACAGAAUGUUUUCCCGUGGACCUGUUCAGACAACUCUUCCUCCCCGUGGUCGAAGACCGACUCGAUUGUGUGCUUCUUUUGAUGACCAAAUCAAGGAUCUUGAAGUAGAGGCUUCAAAGGAGCAAAGUGAGAUACAUGAAAGCAGGAGACAAAAGAGGGAGGCAGAGGUGAAUCUCGAGGAUCUUGAACCUCAAAUGCGCAGACUGAAGGUAGCAUUUAAUAAUCAUUUUGCUGUCUCAUCUGAAACAUUUUGCUUGUUUUUACAAACCUUAAAUAAUCAUUUUGAGUAUAUUUUCUUCUUUGUGUUACAGAGACAAUGCACCCAAAUUGAGAAAGAUUUGACAAGGAAGGAACUUGAGUUGCAGGAUCUGAAAAACUCAGUCGCUGCUGAAACCAAAGCUUCACCUACCUCAAGUGUUGAUGAACUUCGUCUAGAAAUAACGAACUCUCGAGAGGAGAUAGAGGAGAAAGAAUUCUCACUGCAAAAGCUCCAAGACUGCUUGACGGAAGCUGAACUAAAGGCUAAUGAACUUAAAACUGCAUAUGAAAACUUUAUCGAGUCAGCCAAGAGUAAAGUUGACGUCUUUGAGGAAGCAGAGAAUGAGCUAAAGGAGAUUGAAACGGGGCUCCAAUCAGCAGAAACGGAUAAGAACCAUUAUGAAGAUGUAAUGAAGGACAAGGUCUUACCAGAUAUUAAAAUGGCUGAAGCUAAACAUAAGGAGCUUGAAGCCAAGCGGCUGGAAAGUAAUGAGAAAGCUUCCAUAAUAUGUCCUGAGAGUGAGAUAACUGCUUUAGGUCCUUGGGAUGGGUCCACACCUAUUCAGCUUAGUGCUGAGAUUAACAGAAUAAAUCAUAGACUGAAGCGAGAGAGUGACGAGUACUCUGAAUCAAUCGAUGACCUCAGGGUUACGCUCGAGGAAAAAGAACACAAGAUUGGGAGAAAACGCAAAACUUACAAGAGCUUUCGAGAAAAACUGAAGGUGUGCAAAGAUGCGGUAGAUUCACGGUGGAAGAAGCUCCAACUCAACAAAUAUGAUACGGCGAGCAUGUUAACUUGGGGAUUCAACAAACGUUUAGGAAAGAAAGGAAUCAGCGGACAAAUCAAGGUCUCUUAUGAAGACAAAACUUUGUCCAUAGAGGUUAAGAUGCCUCAAGAUGCAACAAGAAGCGGUGUUCGAGACACUAGAGGACUUUCAGGUGGAGAACGGUCUUUCUCAACUUUAGGCUUUACAUUAGCACUGCACGACAUGACUGAGUCCCCAAUUCGAGCAAUGGACGAGUUUGAUGUGUUCAUGGACGCAGUAAGCAGGAAAAUAAGCUUAGACACGUUGGUUGAUUUUGCAUUGGAGAAAGGUUCACAGUGGAUGUUCAUCACUCCUCAUGAUAUCAGUAUGGUGAAGUCACAUGAGAGGAUAAAGAAGCAACAAAUGGCUGCUCCUCGCUCUUAACCUCUUUUUUUUUGUGUAAAUUCAAUCUCACAAACCAUCUAAAAAAAAAUUGUAAAUGGUGAGUGAAUGAGGUUGUUCUGCAAUCAUCAUCCACUUACUAAUCUUAAUUUUUUUGUACCUUUCCAUCCAUAUUUAUUGAAAUUUUUCUUUUUGUCAGCA